AUGGACCAUGACUUCUUCGCAAAGCCAUUCCCAAGAACUCAACUACCUCCCCGACUGAAGCGCAGUGCCAAAUGCUGCCAGAGUUGUCGGCAAAGCCACGCUCGUUGUGAUGGGGGAGAGCCUGCCUGCACCCAAUGUCGAAAACGCCAAGUCGUAUGUCCUGGUUACCAGGCCCCAAGUGGCCGCCGGCAGCCAUCCAAAUUCCGCAUCAUUGAAUAUGACGGCAAGCGCAAAGAGCACAGGAGGAAGUCGCCCAGCCAGGAUCAGACAAAAGAGGAGGGUCUAAGACCAACACAAACAUAUCGACACGCUCACCACCGCCAGCAAAAGUUUGACCAAACAUCCCCAAAGAUCAUCGAGCUGAGUCCGCGUAGCUGUGCUGCGGACGUUUAUGACCAUUUCACCUCGCCCGAAGGCUCCUUCACGUCGCCAUGCGAAUCUGUCAGUUCAUCCACGCUUGAGAAAGUCAUGUGCUGGGUGAACACGUCUCCCCCGGACCACGAAGGACUUGCACGUGGCUCGGACGCACAAGACGCAACGAUAGAUGACUCUCUCCCCUACGGCGCACUGGCUAGACGAUGCACAAUCCAGAUCCCAGAGAACACGUUUAUCUCAAGCGAACGUGACCUCCUCGGCCGGCUUCUACGCAAUUGCUAUGUGACUUCCGUUGGACCCAUCAUGACAAUCACCAACGAGGAAUCAAAUCCAUUCAUUGAGUCAAUGAGCUGCUUUGCUCUGCAGAGCGACGCAGUCUCGUAUACUCUCAUGUCAAUUGCGGCAAUGUACUUGAACUAUAGUGAUGCCUCAGAUGAUGCGCUGAAUUGCGCGUGGCAUUUCCGCACCACCGCUAUCGUGCACCUACGGAAAGAGCUACAGGCACGCACUUUCGAGAUCUCUACAUUGGCUGGCAUCGUGAUGCUGGCAAUCACUGAGUCAUGGUUCGAGCCCUCAAAGAACGGUCUGGACCAUAUGAAAGCAGGGAUAUGGCUUCUAAAGCUGCAUCAGCACCAUGGUUGCAAUGUACCCAAGUUCAUCGUUAAUGCAUUGUGCUGGAUGGUGGCAUUGGUAGGCUUUGUGGCCGAUUGUCAAAGUCUUCCUCUUGAGAUAUUCGGUCUUGACUUCGGCAAGGGCAUUGAGUGGGACGAACGACCAGUCUCGUACGGACAGAAUGACUUGCAACAGUCCGAUUUAGCCACCACCCCCUCGAUUGACCCGCUGUUGGGAACGUGGUCCACUCUAAUGCCAUAUGUCGGAAUGGUAGGUGUCGCUGUGCGAGCGCUUCGAACUCGAGGCCUCUCCGAACAGUUGCUCGAUUCUGCAAUGUCCGUUGAAACAAAGUUGAUGCAGUGGGAGAUUGAGUCUCGAGCAUCAUCCAGUGGCUUGGAAGCACGCGGUCCCGAGUUUCAGGGUCAGCACGCAGAAAGCUUUUUGGCUAACCCGCAACCAAUAGGAUCUUGUGCAACCUAUUGUGAUAUUAUGGCGCACGCCUAUUGCCAAUCCGCUCUUCUGACUCUAUAUACUGCGUUUCCGAAUUUACUCAAGGCCAGGUUGAGCUUACUCCGGGACAACUACUCGAUAAGAGAAUACCUUCAUCAUACCGCAGCAUCGAUUGUCGACGCGCUGCACCUCAUUCCUCAGGAGAGUUCAAUAUGGCACGUCAGCUCAUUUCCAAUCCUUGCGGCCGGCUCAUCACUUGCACUUGACGUGCCUGCUAAGAGACAAUAUCUUCUCGGCUGUCUUCAGACACUGAAGAAUAGGAACAAAAUUAACCUUGUUGAUGUUCUAAGCAACACCCUGCAAUUAGUGUGGGAAAAGCAAGAUUCUCCUGAUGGCCCUGUCACCUGGCUGGAAGUGUUUGACGAGCUCGGUAUUCAAAUGCUAUUCAACUAA
This is a messenger RNA of Exophiala aquamarina CBS 119918, 1890 nucleotides long. RefSeq lists its product as uncharacterized. Gene Ontology annotation, biological process: positive regulation of transcription by RNA polymerase II. The transcript is spliced from 3 exons. Gene Ontology annotation, molecular function: DNA-binding transcription factor activity, RNA polymerase II-specific; zinc ion binding; transcription cis-regulatory region binding. Gene Ontology annotation, cellular component: nucleus. NCBI's taxonomy places the organism in Eukaryota, Fungi, Ascomycota, Eurotiomycetes, Chaetothyriales, Herpotrichiellaceae. Bases 1 to 1890 code for a protein of 629 amino acids. The record is from RefSeq and is a predicted model, not a curated record.